AUGCAGGCGCAGCCGCUGCUCUACGAGUUCUUCAGCGAGGAGAACGCGCCCAAGUGGCGGGGGCUGCUGGUGCCCGCCCUCAAGAAGGUUCAGGUGCAAGUCCAUCCUAAGCUUUCCUCUACUGAAGAUGCAUUGCAGUAUGUGGAGGAGUUAAUUCUUCAAUUGUUAAAUAUGUUGUGUCAAGCUCAACCAAGAAGUUUUCUGGAUGUAGAGGAUCGUGUUCAAAAAAGCUUCCCCCAUCCUAUUGAUAAGUGGGCAAUAGCUGAUGCCCAGUCUGCUAUUGAGAAGAGGAAACGAAGGAAUCCGUUAUCUCUUCCGGUAGAAAAAAUCCAUCCCUUGUUAAAGGAAGUUCUAGGCUACAAAAUUGACCACCAAGUGUCUGUUUACAUAGUAGCAGUAUUAGAAUACAUUUCUGCAGACAUCUUAAAACUGGUUGGGAAUUAUGUGCGGAAUAUAAGACAUUAUGAGAUUACAAAACAAGAUAUUAAAGUAGCAAUGUGUGCUGAUAAGGUAUUAAUGGAUAUGUUCCAUCAAGAUGUAGAAGAUUUAAGUGCACUAACAUUAUCUGAUGAAGAACCCUCCACCUCAGGGGAGCAAACCUAUUAUGACCUAGUGAAGUCAUUUAUGGCAGAAGUUCGACAAUAUAUAAGGGAACUGAAUCUCAUUAUCAGAGUUUUUAGAGAGCCAUAUGCCUCCAACUCCAAACUGUUUUCAUCUCAUGAUGUGGAAAAUAUAUUUAGUCGUAUAUCAGACAUCCAUGAACUUAGUGUGAAGUUACUGGGUCAUAUAGAGGACACUGUUGAAAUGACAGAUGAAGGUAGUCCUCACCCACUAGUAGGCAGCUGUUUUGAAGAUAUGGCAGAGGAACUAGCAUUUGAUCCAUAUGAAUCAUAUGCACAAGAUAUUUUACGACCUGGGUUUCACGAUCACUUUCUAAGUCAAUUAUCAAAGCCAGGAGCAGCAUUUUAUUUACAGUCAAUAGGUGAAGGCUUUAAAGAAGCUGUUCAGUAUGUUCUACCCCGGCUCCUCCUCGCCCCUGUUUACCACUGUCUUCAUUAUUUUGAACUGCUAAAACAAUUGGAAGAAAAAAGUGAGGAUGAAGAGGAUAAGGAGUGCUUGAAGCAAGCAAUAACUGCCCUGCUAAAUCUUCAAAGCAGUAUGGAACGGAUAUGCUCCAAAAGCCUUGCAAAACGAAGGCUUAGUGAAUCCGCAUGCCGGUUCUAUACUCAGCAGAUGAAGGGGAAGCAGCUAGCAAUUAAGAAAAUGAAUGAAAUCCAGAAAAACAUUGAUGGUUGGGAGGGUAAAGACAUUGGACAGUGCUGUAACGAGUUCAUCAUGGAAGGAACACUCACACGUGUAGGAGCAAAGCACGAGAGACACAUAUUCCUGUUUGAUGGCUUGAUGAUUUGCUGUAAGUCAAAUCAUGGCCAGCCAAGACUUCCUGGUGCUAGCAAUGCAGAAUAUCGACUCAAGGAGAAGUUCUUCAUGCGAAAGGUACAAAUCAAUGAUAAAGAUGACACUAAUGAGUAUAGACAUGCUUUUGAAAUCAUCUUAAAAGAUGAGAACAGUGUUAUUUUUGCUGCUAAAUCAGCUGAAGAGAAAAACAACUGGAUGGCAGCAUUGAUAUCUUUGCAAUAUAGAAGCACGCUGGAAAGGAUGUUGGAUGUAACAAUGUUACAGGAAGAAAAAGAGGAGCAGAUGAGAUUUCCAAAUCCUGAGCUUUAUAGAUUUGCAGAACCCGACUCUGAAGAGAAUAUUGUGUUUGAAGAGAACAUGCAGCCCAAAUCUGGAAUCCCCAUCAUCAAGGCAGGAACUGUUGUGAAGCUCAUCGAGAGGCUGACAUACCACAUGUAUGCAGAUCCCAACUUUGUUCGGACUUUUCUCACAACAUAUAGAUCCUUCUGUAGACCUCAAGAGUUGCUGAGUUUGCUAAUAGAAAGAUUUGAAAUUCCAGAGCCUGAGCCCACGGAAGCCGACCGUAUAGCCAUGGAGAACGGAGACCAGCCCCUUAGCGCAGAGCUGAAACGGUUUAGGAAGGAGUACAUUCAACCUGUGCAGCUGCGAGUGUUAAAUGUGUGUCGACACUGGGUAGAGCACCAUUUCUAUGACUUUGAGAGAGAUGCUGACCUUCUGAAACGUUUGGAGGAGUUCAUUGGAACAGUAAGAGGCAAAGCCAUGAAGAAGUGGGUUGAAUCCAUCACAAAGAUAAUCAACAGGAAAAAGCAGGCACAAGCCAUUGGGCCGAGCCACAACAUCACUUUUGAGAGCCCCCCUCCAGCAAUUGAGUGGCACAUCAGCAAACCAGGCCACACAGAGACUUUUGACUUGCUCACUCUGCAUCCCAUAGAAAUCGCUCGGCAGCUCACUUUACUGGAGUCAGAUUUUUACAGAGCUGUGCAGCCAUCAGAACUAGUUGGAAGUGUGUGGACAAAGGAAGAUAAAGAAAUUAAUUCUCCCAACCUUCUCAAAAUGAUAAGGCAUACAACUAACCUAACUCUGUGGUUUGAGAAAUGCAUUGUAGAAACAGAAAACCUAGAGGAAAGAGUAAUUGUAGUGAGCCGGAUAAUUGAGAUCCUGCAAGUUUUUCAAGAGCUAAACAACUUUAAUGGUGUCCUUGAGAUUGUCAGUGCUAUGAACUCCGCAGCAGUUUAUAGGUUGGAUCACACAUUUGAGCAAAUUCCAAGUCGCCAGAAGAAGAUCUUAGAAGAAGCUUAUGAGCUGAGUGAGGACCAUUAUAAGAAAUACUUGGCAAAACUCAGGUCCAUUAAUCCUCCUUGUGUGCCUUUUUUUGGGAUUUACUUAACCAACAUUUUGAAAACAGAAGAAGGCAAUCCUGAAUUUCUCAAGCGCCAUGGGAAAGACCUUAUAAACUUCAGCAAGAGAAGGAAGGUAGCUGAGAUAACAGGGGAGAUCCAGCAGUACCAGAACCAGCCAUAUUGUUUAAGAGUGGAAUUUGACAUCAGGAGAUUUUUUGAAAACCUGAAUCCAAUGGGAAACAGCGUGGAGACAGAAUUUACAGAUUAUCUGUUCAACAAGUCACUGGAGAUAGAGCCACGAAAUGUCAAGCCUCCUCCAAGAUUUCCCAAGAAGUACAGCUACCCUCUCAAGUCCCCGGGUGUUCGUCCCUCUAACCCAAGGCCAGGUACCAUGAGACAUCCCACCCCCCUGCAGCAGGAGCCAAGGAAAAUCAGCUACAGCCGCAUCCCGGAGAGCGAGACGGAAGCCACGGCGUCUGCGCCGAACUCGCCGCGCACCCCGCUGACCCCACCCCCGGCUUCUGCCACUUCCAGCACCACCGACGCCUGCAGCGUCUUCGACUCGGACCCCUCCAGCCCUUUCCACACAAGAUCUGCUUCUGUGUCAUCCAUAAACUUUACCAAAACUUCAGAUGAUGCUCCUGUCCCUCCUCCUGUUCCUCCACGAAGAAGACCAGAAUCUGCCCCAGCUGAAUCCUCCCCAUCAAAAAUUACUUCUGCACACCUGGACAACCCACCAGCAAUCCCUCCCAGGCAACCAACCUCUAAAGUGUAUUCUCCAAGGUACUCGGUGCCUGAUCGGACCUGCAUCUCUGACUCCUGUGUUACCACUGCAAACCCCCCCGAGUUACCGCCACGGGAGCCUGUGCGAACUCCAGAUGUUUUCUCUAGCUCACCACUACACCUCCAGCCUCCACCCCUGGGGAGAAAAAGCGAACUUGGUAACACCUUUUUCCCAAACAGCCCCUCUCCGUUCACGCCCCCUCCCCCCCAGACACCUUCUCCACAUGUAGCACGGAGGCACCUGCCGUCGCCGCCUUUGAUACCGCAGGAUGUGGAACUCCCUUCUGUUGCUGGACCACCCGUUCCUCCACGACAAAGCACUUCUCAACAUAUCCCAAAGCUUCCUCCAAAAACUUACAAAAGGGAGCACACGCACCCAUCGAUGCAUCGGGAUGGGCCACCCUUGCUGGAGAACGCCCCCUCCUCCUGAACUGUCCCUCGCGCUGGGAGUCGCAUUUUCCUGGUGCUAUGUCUGUUGCUGGCAAUGGAUGCACUGAACCUGGUGGUGUCAAGGAGUUGGGAUGUGUAUGCCAAACACUAAGAACUCUCCAAUGCGUUGGAAAUGUAGUGUACAGAAAUGGAAUUGCAAAAACAGACUUUCUAGUGGAAAACCCGGUUAACUUGCUAUUCUCGUUUUAGUAUGCAGGACUUUGUUCUAAAGUAAUUGGACAGCUGAUUGUACCAGAAAACAGUCUGGAGAGACUUCUUUGGCCAAUGAGCAGAGACUGUGUUUGUGUAAUGAUCAAUAAUGUCCAGUACAGGAAGGAAAAACAGUCUUGUAUCCAUCAGUUCCAUACAGUGGCACAGUUUUCGGAAUGAAAACAUUAUGCACUUUUUUUAAAUCUCAAACAGGGAACUUUAUAUCCUUCUUAAUUUUCCUUUGCUUUACUUACUCCCUGCUUUAAAAUACCUUCCUAAAAUUAAGAGAAGGACUGUGAGGAAGAUCUGUGGUACCUAACCGAGCUAGAAUUAAGGCAAAGCACUGUAUUGCGGUCCUGUUUACAAGUCGUUACAAUGAGUAGUAGGGGGUACCUAGGCUUCACCAAAGAGGUACUUUAUUAUUAUUUUCUGAAAUACUGUGGUGCCAGUUCAAAAAUAAAUUUUUGCCAGGAAGCAUAAUGUCUAAUUAUUGCUUUCUUUAGAUAGAGCUGAUGAAAGUCUUACAUCAUUAAGGUGACAGCGAAUUUUUUUUUUAAAGCAGCACUAUCAUCUGAAGCAAAUAUACUACAUUUAGAAGACUGUUAAUCUCUGCUAGGUUAUGUCAUGUUCUUUUUAAGGUUUACUGAUAAUCCAUUUCAUGGCUAGUAGCUAUUCCUUUUCAGUCAUGCCAUGAAAACAGUCACUUGUCAACUUCCAUAGCUAUUGUCAUGUUUUACUAACAAUAGAUUAAUCAGCAUACAUAGGAUUGCCUUGCAGUUGCAUAAAUCGUGUGUAUAUAGUGAAUGUUGCAUAAAUAUACUUGCAGAUUGUUUUUAAUUUAAUUGAAAUAAAGAUAAAGAUAUGUUUGGCUGA
This is a messenger RNA of Vidua chalybeata, 5051 nucleotides long. It is a transcript of the gene SOS1, whose product is annotated as SOS Ras/Rac guanine nucleotide exchange factor 1. The record is from RefSeq and is a predicted model, not a curated record. The transcript has 22 exons. Gene Ontology annotation, biological process: positive regulation of GTPase activity; Ras protein signal transduction. Gene Ontology annotation, molecular function: guanyl-nucleotide exchange factor activity; protein heterodimerization activity. Lineage: Eukaryota; Metazoa; Chordata; Aves; Passeriformes; Viduidae. Gene Ontology annotation, cellular component: plasma membrane. Bases 1 to 3969 code for a protein of 1322 amino acids.